AUGGAGAAUGAAAAAGACGCCGCACAAAAAUUACUAGGUGAUUUACAACAACCUAUUUCUGGAAACAGCCGUCUAGGGAACAUUUCGGACCAUUAUGUGACUGAAGAGAAGCUAGAGAAUGUUGUGGAUUCUGAACCGGAUCCAGCAACAUCAUUAGCAAUUGAUACAGAAGCAGAUGCGAAAACAGUACUCGCCAAAUCAGUUAAGAAGCACGAAGACGACUCUAAUAGCAUCCCGCAACAGAUAUUCGGUUUCGAGGGUUCUACAGCAACAUAUGGAAAUGAAGCGCCAAACAGUCCAUGUGGAUUUGAUGAUCAUGCUGAUCAGGAAUUGGGUCUCACUCCUGGAUCGAAAGCUGCCAUAGCUGCGCAAUCUCACGGCGCUCCAAAUCAGAAUUUCGUGAAAAGUCACAAGCUGAAGCCAAUAACGCACAUCAAAAGACUGAAGGAAGAGGUAAAACUUUGGCACAGUUGCAUGAAAACACCGGUUCUGGCCAACGUAGAACUGAAAUACUGCAUGAGCAUCCGAUUGAUGAAAAACUGA
Molecule: messenger RNA, 543 nt
Organism: Gongylonema pulchrum
Lineage: Eukaryota; Metazoa; Nematoda; Chromadorea; Rhabditida; Gongylonematidae
Source: the annotation of a GenBank genome assembly